Drosophila mojavensis is the source of this 791-nucleotide messenger RNA. RefSeq lists its product as uncharacterized. NCBI's taxonomy places the organism in Eukaryota, Metazoa, Arthropoda, Insecta, Diptera, Drosophilidae. Bases 176 to 727 code for a protein of 183 amino acids. The record is from RefSeq and is a predicted model, not a curated record. The transcript is spliced from 3 exons.
UAUUCAUAGCACAGUAGUUUAUCUCUACAGUUUGUACAUACAACAACAAUUUUAGUGCUGGAUAUUUUAAUCAAUUUUGAACAAUUCAUCCAAAUUACCUGUAAAAUUUUGUCAACUCAACUUUUUUUUUUUCGCUAGUUCAGCAAUAGUUUUAUAAUCUGUUUGUGCCUCGACGAUGUUUCAAAUGCUGCCCUACGAUCAUCAACUCUGCCUAAUGGCCUACAGCUAUAAGCUGGACCUGAACGCGUGUAGACGGCCAGUGGAACAGAAGGAUUUAUCAAUGGAUAAGGUUCUCAUAAUGCAUCGGAUUCUGUUGUUGUCGUGUCUGAUCGCUGUGAUUAAAGGUGUGGUUGACUUUGUGAAGCAUUACUGCAGCCCCAGAACAAAGUUAAGCACUCUAUGGCAAAAUGAUAGGUUUUUGGUAUUGCAGCCAGCUACAACGCGCAAAUGUCGUUGUGCCAUUAGUUUUAUACAUCUGAAUUUUUGGCUGGUCUUGACCUAUGCUACCGUAUCCUUCACACCUUCACUGAUGCUGCCUUGGCUGAUCUAUUAUUACGCACUACUCAGUCUUCGCUUGAUGAAGUUUGGACUUAAAGCUGCAGAGAACAAAUUGAAGGGUGAACGUCUGAAAGCAGCGGUAGUGCUGUCGAAUUUGAUAUUCAAGAUCGCGUUUGUCACAUUUUGCAAAAAGGACUUUCAGGCAGUCCUUGAUACAAUUAGUACUUAAUAUUUUAUACAUAUAAUUUAUUUUUUGAUACCAAUGCUCUUUUAUAAUAAAUAGAACAAGCGAA